GUAGAGGGAGGAAGGGUCAAAAGGGAGAACCUGGAAUUGUGCCAGCAGUUACUGGUAUAAGAGGACGAGCUGGACCAGCUGGACCUCCAGGAUCACAGGGACCAAGAGGAACGAGAGGACCCAAAGGAAGACCUGGUGCUCGUGGUCCUCCUGGAAUCGAUGGGGAACCUGGCAUACCAGGACAACCUGGUGACCCCGGGCCUCCUGGGCAACCAUCCACAGGACCUGACGGAAUGUCCAGACCUUUCCAAUCUCAGAUGUCAGGACUGGAUGAGAAAUCUGGGCUCGCCGGACAAAUGGGAUUCAUGCCUGGAGCCGUGGGUCCUGUUGGUCCAAGAGGGCCUCCUGGCUUGCAAGGACAACCAGGUUCUACCGGCCCAGCAGGUCCUCCAGGCGAACAUGGGGACCCCGGACCAAUGGGACCUGCUGGUGCCCGGGGCCCCGAAGGCCCUUCAGGAAAACCUGGUGAAGAUGGUGAAUCUGGCCGACCAGGACAGACGGGAGAAGUUGGGUUUCCAGGAUCCCCUGGCGCUCGAGGUUUCCCUGGGGCUCCGGGUCAGCCAGGUUUAAAGGGCCACAGGGGCCAUAAAGGACUUGAAGGCCCUAAAGGUGAAAUUGGUGCCACAGGAUCUAAGGGGGAACCUGGUGCAUCAGGGCCGAUGGGAUUGACAGGACCUGUGGGUCCUCGUGGGAUGCCCGGAGAAAGAGGAAGGCUCGGACCACAGGGCGCUCCAGGAGCUCGUGGGCCACAUGGUAUGCCAGGAAAGCCGGGGGCAUCUGGUCCACUUGGUAUAGCUGGUUCCCCAGGUUUUCCAGGGAUUCCUGGCAUGAAGGGUGAAGCAGGCCCAACAGGCGCACGUGGUCCAGAAGGCCCUCAGGGACAAAGAGGAGAAACGGGUCUACCGGGUCCGGCAGGGUCAUCUGGCCUUCCUGGUAUUCUUGGGACAGAUGGUUCCCCUGGCACCAAAGGACCAUCAGGAUCUCCGGGUACGUUGGGGCCACUUGGAUCACCAGGCCCACUUGGAUCACCAGGACCACAAGGCAGCACGGGCCCUCCUGGCAUUCGAGGACAAAUGGGAGAUCCAGGAGUUCCUGGUUUUAAAGGAGAAGCCGGACCCAAAGGAGAGCCUGGUCCUCCUGGGAAUCGUGGUUUUCCAGGUCCUGACGGCUUGUUAGGACCCAAGGGUGCUCAAGGAGAGCGUGGUCUCGCGGGGGGUUCGGGCCCAAAAGGGGGCCAGGGGGAUCCCGGUCGCCCCGGUGAACCUGGCCUCCCGGGUGCCAGGGGUCUCACAGGAAAUCCAGGCGUUUCAGGUCCGGAAGGCAAACCGGGUCCUUUGGGUGCACCGGGAGAAGAUGGCCGACCAGGGCCAGCGGGUUCCAUAGGAAUUAGAGGCCAGCCAGGAAGCAUGGGUCUCCCUGGGCCAAAGGGCAGUAGCGGGGACCCUGGAAAACCCGGAGAAGCCGGCAAUGCGGGUGUCCCAGGGCAAAGAGGAGCGCCUGGUAAAGAUGGUGAAGUCGGCCCAGCUGGUCCUGUUGGUCCCCCUGGACUUGCGGGAGAAAGAGGAGAGCAAGGACCCCCUGGUCCUACAGGAUUUCAGGGUUUACCUGGGCCUCCCGGCCCCCCAGGGGAAGGGGGAAAGCCAGGCGAUCAGGGUGUUCCUGGGGAUGCUGGAGCCCAAGGUCCUUUAGGUCCAAGGGGCGAACGUGGCCAUCCAGGGGAAAGAGGAAACCCAGGGGCAUCUGGUCUUCUGGGAGAAAAGGGGAUGGCUGGUGGACAAGGCCCGGACGGUCCCAAGGGAAAUCCAGGUCCGUCUGGAACUCCCGGAGAUCAGGGACCACCAGGUCUUCAGGGGAUGCCUGGAGACAGAGGUCUUGCUGGUACUCCUGGACCCAAAGGAGACAGGGGCAGCAUAGGAGAAAAGGGAUCUGAAGGUACGGCUGGUAAUGACGGUGCGAGAGGUCUCCCAGGUCCGUUAGGUCCCAUUGGCCCUGCAGGCCCGGCUGGUGAAAAGGGUGAGCCAGGCCCUCGGGGAUUCGUUGGUCCUCCUGGUUCCCGCGGAACUCCUGGUUCCCGUGGUGAAAAUGGUCCAACCGGCCCAGUUGGUUUUGCUGGUCCUCCGGGCCCUGAUGGUCAGCCAGGUGUGAAAGGAGAACCUGGGGAGCCGGGCCAGAAAGGAGAUGCUGGGUCACCAGGACCUCAAGGGCUUGCAGGCUCCCCUGGGCCCCCGGGUCCUUCAGGGGUCAAUGGACUCAAAGGUGGCCGCGGCACAAAAGGUCCUCCAGGUGCUACAGGAUUCCCUGGAUCUGCUGGAAGAGUUGGACCCCCAGGACCUACUGGUGCUCCUGGUCCAGCUGGGCCUAUUGGGGAACCAGGCAAAGAAGGUCCUCCAGGUAUUCGAGGAGAUCCUGGUGCUCAUGGUCGUGUAGGAGACCGAGGUCCAGCUGGGCCUUCUGGCGGUUCUGGAGAUAAAGGAGACCCAGGAGAAGAUGGACAACCGGGUCCAGAUGGUCCCCCAGGUCCAGCUGGAACUACUGGUCAGAGAGGCAUUGUGGGUAUGCCAGGUCAACCAGGAGAGAGGGGCAUGCCUGGACUACCCGGCCCUGCUGGUACACCAGGAAAACAAGGUCCGGCAGGUCCACCGGGAGACAAAGGACCUUCUGGGCCUCUAGGUUCUCCAGGUGCUCAUGGUCCUGCAGGUGAAGCAGGCCCAGAGGGACCCGCUGGUAAUGAUGGUACUCCUGGACGAGAUGGAGCUGUAGGAGAACAGGGCGAUCGUGGAGAACCAGGGCCGGCAGGCCUUCCUGGUUCCUUGGGUGCACCGGGAACUCCAGGGCCAGUUGGGCCUCCAGGCGACCCGGGACAAAGAGGUGAACCAGGAUCUCGUGGUCCAAUGGGGCCCUCUGGUCGUGCGAGUGAGCAGGGUCUAACUGGACCCCAAGGGCCUCAAGGAGACAAAGGUGACAAUGGAGAUCGAGGGGACAGGGGGCAGAAAGGUCACAGAGGGUUCACUGGUCUUCAAGGUCUCCCCGGACCUCCUGGUCCUAUUGGUGAACAAGGCAAUUCUGGGAUUCCAGGUCCAUUUGGCCCUAGGGGCCCUCCAGGUCCAAUUGGACCUUCAGGUAAAGAAGGAAAUUCUGGACCACUUGGGCCUGUUGGACCUCCCGGUGUAAGAGGAACUGUAGGAGAAGCCGGGCCUGAGGGUCCCCCAGGGGAAACUGGGCCCCCGGGGCCCCCCGGACCUCCUGGCCACCUAACAGCUGCCCUUGGUGACAUUUUGGGACAUUACGAUGAUGGCCUUGUUGACCCACUGCCAGAAUUCUCAGAAGAUGAAGCUGCCCUCGAUGAUAACAAUAAAACUGAUCCAGGAGUCCAUGCCACACUGAAGUCGCUUAGUAGCCAAAUCGAAACAAUGCGUAGUCCAGAUGGGACCAAGAAACACCCAGCACGGACUUGUGACGAUCUGAGGCUGUGCCAUCCAUCCAAAAAGAGCGGAGAGUAUUGGGUUGACCCUAACCAAGGUUGUGUGGAAGAUGCCAUCAAAGUAUUCUGCAAUAUGGAAACCGGCGAGACAUGUAUUUCUGCAAACCCAGCUAGUAUUCCACGCAAAACAUGGUGGACCAGUAGGUCAAAUGAACUAAAGCCUAUAUGGUAUGGAUUGGACAUGAACAGGGGUUCACAGUUUGUCUAUGGUGAUAGUCAGUCACCCAACACUGCAGUCACCCAAAUGACAUUCCUGCGUCUAUUGUCCAAAGAAGCCUCUCAGAAUAUCACCUACCAUUGCAAGAACAGUGUAGGCUACAUGGAUGAUCAAGCCAAGAAUCUGAAGAAGGCCGUCGUUCUGAAAGGGGCUAAUGACCUUGAGAUCAAAGCAGAAGGAAACAGCCGCUUUAGAUACACAGUCCUUCACGACAGUUGCAAUAAACCCAACGGAAACGUGGGCCAAACAGUUUUUGAGUACAAAACGCAGAACGUGGCACGCCUACCCAUCAUUGAUAUUGCCCCAGUGGACGUUGGAAGUGCAGACCAAGAGUUUGGAAUAGAGAUUGGGCCGGUUUGUUUUGUGUAAAAA
Molecule: messenger RNA, 4070 nt
Organism: Sphaerodactylus townsendi
Lineage: Eukaryota; Metazoa; Chordata; Lepidosauria; Squamata; Sphaerodactylidae
Gene: COL5A2
Product: collagen type V alpha 2 chain
Exons: 52
Coding region: 234-4067 (1277 amino acids)
Cellular component (GO): collagen type V trimer
Molecular function (GO): extracellular matrix structural constituent
Source: RefSeq, a predicted model, not a curated record